Messenger RNA from Anneissia japonica, 2204 nucleotides. RefSeq names its product transcription initiation factor TFIID subunit 7-like. Gene Ontology annotation, molecular function: RNA polymerase II general transcription initiation factor activity. Bases 30 to 947 code for a protein of 305 amino acids. Gene Ontology annotation, biological process: transcription initiation at RNA polymerase II promoter; RNA polymerase II preinitiation complex assembly. NCBI's taxonomy places the organism in Eukaryota, Metazoa, Echinodermata, Crinoidea, Comatulida, Comatulidae. Gene Ontology annotation, cellular component: transcription factor TFIID complex. The transcript is spliced from 12 exons. The record is from RefSeq and is a predicted model, not a curated record.
UUCCGUGUGUAUAUUCAAAAUUGACAAACAUGUCAAAUAUCAAGAAAGAUGAUAUUAUACCGGAGCUUGAAAACCAUUUUAUUCUUCGAAUGCCUUCGCAUGCAGCGGAUAAACUUAGACAUCUGGUUCAUGUGGGAAACACAAGUGUCAAGGAUAAAAUAUCCAUAGAAUUCUACGGAGAUGGCAGACAUGGAACAGUACGCUUUGACAAAGAAGCAUUCGCAGCAAAGUUGGUGGACAUACCUACAAUAUUAGAAUCCUAUAAAACAGUUGAUAAGAAAACAUUCUUCAAAACUGCAGAUAUCUGUCAGAUGCUUGUUUGUUCAAAUGAAGGAGAAGACAGUGGAAGUGGUCGAGAGGAAAAACCUUCUCCGCACAAGAACACCGGCAAAGUCGACAAAAAGUUUCUAUGGAACCACGGAUUAACACCACCACUAAAGAAUGUCAGAAAACGGAGGUUUAGGAAAACAGCCAAGAAAAAGUACAUUGAAUCACCAGAUAUUGAGAAAGAAGUUAAAAGACUAUUGAGAAUGGACAGUACCGCUAUCAGAGUCCGAUGGGAAGUGUUGCCUGAUAAAGAUGGCAAAGAAGACACAAAAAGUGAAUUACAAAUAGAUGGCAACGACUGGAAACAGAUCUUUGAAGAGGUUAGUAGCUCAGAGAAUGAGGAAGAGGAAGAAGACGUCAACAUCAUGGAGGUCGGGGAUUCCCAGCAAGGCAUGGAGGAGUUCAAAGUUCCAGAUGAAUUUGUUAAAAGGUAUGCAGAGUUAGAACAGGAAAUGACUGAACUAAACCAGAAGAAGAGAAUGCAGGAAGAGGCUAUUGCUAAUGUGGAUAAUGUUAUGCUGAAGCAACGAUUCCAAUCAAAAUUGGAUGAAGUCUUGGUGGAGAUGAAGAAACGAGAAGAAGAGAUGGAAACUUUGAAAGUGCUUAUUGGUCCAAGCUGAAAUUGAUGAGCUGGACUGUUGGCUAAAUAAUCUGAUGAGGUGUUACAGGGCAGAGAAAAACCAAUUUGAAGAUCAUUCAUUUAAGCAUAGAGCUGCUCUAAUACCAAGUGUUGACAUGGUCACAUGCACAAUGCAUUUUUUUCAUUCAUCAUUUCAUUCAUCAUUUGUGUUAAGUGGAUGCAUAUAUAUACUCAAAUAUAAACCUGUUAAUUCCACUGUAAAUGAAAAACUACAUAAUUACCAUCAAAAUGUGUUACUGCAUGAUCAUGAAGACUUAAUGAUCCCAACCAGUUUAGAAAAAAUGUCAUUUUAAUGGAGUAGAACAUUAAUGCUGUAGAAUGAUGUUGCUUUCCAUUAGAUUUGUUUACAAUCAUUUAGGGACUCUUAUUUACGGGAAAAAUGAACGCCAUGACCAUUUAUUCAAUGGAGGCAUCUCCGAGGCCUCAAUUUGAACAUGGUCUUCAACUUUCAACUUUAUUCAAAAACACUUGGUUGAGUGGCAAACACCAUCUAGUGGUGCAUCCAUCCAAGGUACAAAUAAUACCUCACAAAAUACAAUAUAAAUAUACAAUUAUUCAAAAAAUAAAUAAAUAGUGAAUGUUUAUGAGUACAAGUGGAAGAAAAUCCCCAUGAGGGAAAGAUGGACUGCCCCACUCGGGAGGCAGUUCCUAGCCAAAUGGAGCAGUCCAUUGUCUUUACUCGCCCAGUGCACAAACACAAGACAUUCAUUGUUAACUUGUAACACACCUAAAAUAGGCCCUUGUCACUUAAUACUGUAUAAGAUGAAAGACAACUUUAAAUACAUAAAGAUAUAGCAGAAAAAAUAUAACCACUACAUCCAGCAUUUUACCUAUUUACAGACGUACAGAAAUAGACCAAAAAUCUAUGUAAAUUUAUCAUUAGGCCUAGACCCAUAAAUACACAGGUCUAAACAUUGUCUAAAAUUACUUUUAGACAAUGGUUUCAUUGUCCCAAAACAGCUCAGACUUGUCAGAUUAAUGAUAAAUUAUAAAAUUAAAACAAAGAAAAAAGACCUGUAAAUUUGGAUCUUGUCUGGUUUGCUUGAAAUUUCACAGCUGUUUUUAUCCGUACCAUUAAUUUAAGCAACCCAUAUUUUGCACUCAAGACAAAGUAUUAGGAAAAGUUGUAUUUACCACAGGUAUUCGAAGACUUGGUUACUCAUUUUACUAAACUUGAGAAGUAUGUGAUGUGAUCUUACUUUAAGAAUAUAUGUUGUUUACCCAUCAGCAUAUAUUU